Molecule: messenger RNA, 1188 nt
Organism: Chelmon rostratus (copperband butterflyfish)
Lineage: Eukaryota; Metazoa; Chordata; Actinopteri; Chaetodontiformes; Chaetodontidae
Product: epithelial membrane protein 3-like
Exons: 5
Coding region: 150-647 (165 amino acids)
Cellular component (GO): plasma membrane
Source: RefSeq, a predicted model, not a curated record
GUUUGGAUGGAGUGACUGAAAAAAUAAAGGGGGUGUGGCAAGGCUAGGAAAGGAGAGGGCCACCAAGAGGGGCACAAUGUUGUAGAGUGCCGAAGCUACGACUGGGAUCUGAUUCAGACGACAGGCAAUACCUUGGCAGGGAAUUGAAAAUGGCAUACCUGCUUAUGUUUGUGACCCUCCUGCAUCUCAUCACGCUGGCCAUGCUGUUCAUUGCAACCAUGGAGAAGUCCUGGUGGGAGUGGGAUGGCAUGGAGAACUCAGACCUGUGGUACAACUGUAGGUUUGACAACUUCACAGGAACCUGGUUGUGUGCAUCCUCCAAAGAAACUGAGUGGCUUCAGGCCGUGCAGGUCCUGAUGGUUCUCUCAGUGGUCUUCUCCUCGGUGUCCUUCUUGGUGUUCCUGGGUCAACUGUUCACCAUGUCCAAGGGCGGACUCUUCUACUUCACUGGGCUGUGUCAGGUCUUUGCAGGGCUGACUGCGUUUUCUGCAGCUCUCAUCUACACACUUAACAAUAAGGAAAUCCUUCAGGACUCCAGAGAGCUGACCUCAGGACACUUUGGCUACUGCUUCAUCCUGGCCUGGGUGUGUGUUCCCUUGUUGCUAUGCAGCGGGAUCAUAUAUAUCCACUUGCGUAAGAAAGAGUGACCAGAAACAUUGAAACAAUGUCAUUAACAGUACUGGGGGGAAAAAAAAGACUUCCUGUUAAUGAGAAAUGCUAAUUUUGCAGGAGGAUCUUACAGGUGCCUAUGAUGAUUUUUGCCUAUCUUUGGUUAAUGUGAUGUGAGUGAAUUGGAGAUGUACAGUGGAACACUUAUCAGGAAAUAAUUUGCUACUUAGCAAACAUUGAAUACUCAAUAUCAACCCAAUAUAUAAUGCUCACCUUCUGUUUUAAGACAUGUUUAGUGUAAGAUUGUUGUCAACUGUUGUCCUGUGUUGGCCAAGGAAGAAAAAUACCAAAGCAGCCUUAUGUACUGUUGUUAAUAGUGUUGUAGAUCUUAUGAAGUAUUUGAAUUGCUUUUCAUUUUCCUUCGAGCAAACUGGAAAUAUUUAUAUUUUUGUACCUAAAGCUGUUAUGUAGAAUAUAUUUAGUAGCUGCUUUUUCAGAAAUAUUACACCAAAAAAACAGAAUUUGUGCAAGUCCAUGGUAGUUACCCUUGUUUUAAUGAUAAUAAAUUGCACAUUUUAU